Messenger RNA from Lachnellula hyalina, 1104 nucleotides. RefSeq lists its product as uncharacterized. The record is from RefSeq and is a predicted model, not a curated record. Bases 1 to 1104 code for a protein of 367 amino acids. The transcript has 3 exons. NCBI's taxonomy places the organism in Eukaryota, Fungi, Ascomycota, Leotiomycetes, Helotiales, Lachnaceae.
AUGGAGCAUCCUCCAUCCCUGGCAAGAUCACCCGCUGCGUCCGUCCUCCCUGAGGCUGCUCACAACGAAACUAUACCUGGGAAGGGUCCCCAUAUCAAACAUGUUCCUCUGGAGUCAAUAUCCAAGUUGGCGCCCUAUAGCGCCCUCAUCCUCUGCAUCAUCUUUGUCAUCUACUUCCUUUUCCGCUUCUACAUCCUCGAAAGAUUCCUUCUCAGAAAGGUAUACGGCAAGACCUAUACGCGAAUGGACGAAACAACACGGAGAGGCUUUGUCAACCACCACAUCGCAGGAGGCACUAAGGUUGCUAUAUUGAUCUUGGCGGCGUAUCCUUUUAUUUACGUUGUCUUCAUGACUGGUACUCUGCAUUCGCGUUUCGCCGUUUCCAAGCACGUCACCAUGGGAGAUAUACUCAUCAUUGCGGCCCAGGCAUUGGCUGCAAUGUACGUCUUCGAGCUGUUCUACCGACCCAAGAUUUCUCCAGUCAGUGUGGGACAUCACAUCGGAGCGAUCAUGAUUGGACAAUCCGCGAUUGCCAUAUCUCUCAAUCUUAGCAAGGAAAAGGAUGCAACUAUCGAGUUUCUACUCUGCUUGGUAUGGGGCGCCUUCGACAUUAUCUCAGAGUUCCUCCCACAUAUUACCAUCAUUUUCUACCGAGUCUACCCCACCGAUCAUAGGUUCCUGCGCAAGCUAUUCCGAAUGUCGGCCAUAACCACCCUGAUUGGAACGAUCACCGAGACCAUGCUUGUCUUUUUUCUUUGGGGCAGUCUCUGGAACAGGUGGAGUCUCGCGUUCAAGGUCACCACACCAAUACUUCACGUAAUAUUUGCAGCGGCACAGUUGUGGGGAACUUACGUCCUCUACACAAUGCAUAAAAAGCAAUGUUCAAUCAUCGCGAACAAUGAAGGCCAGAAGGAUGAUGUAGAGACAACCGCACAGGCAGAGGGGAAGGAUGUGAGGGUAAGUGAAGUAGAGAGCACGACAAAAACCGAAGAACACAAGGCGGAACGAGGAGAGACACCGAUUGUCUCUCAAUACUCGGCCUCCUUUGACCGCUUCGAAUCGAGCGAUAGCCACGCUAGGCGAUCGAGCGCUGUAUUAAAGUGA